This is a messenger RNA of Poeciliopsis prolifica (blackstripe livebearer), 2653 nucleotides long. RefSeq names its product G elongation factor, mitochondrial 1 (gene gfm1). Gene Ontology annotation, biological process: mitochondrial translational elongation. NCBI's taxonomy places the organism in Eukaryota, Metazoa, Chordata, Actinopteri, Cyprinodontiformes, Poeciliidae. Gene Ontology annotation, molecular function: GTPase activity; GTP binding; translation elongation factor activity. Gene Ontology annotation, cellular component: mitochondrion. The record is from RefSeq and is a predicted model, not a curated record.
AUGCGGAAGUUGUGUUUCACAACCAGGCAGCAGGAUCCCGGCGUGACAUUCACCGGGCGGCUAGCGGGUUUGGGGUCGAGAAACCACCGAGCUUUCUUCGAGAUGAAGCUCCUGAAAGCGGGUCUGUGUUUGGCCAGGAAUCAUCUGUUAGCGCCGGGGAGCGUCACACUGAAAAAGGUGCUAAUUAACAGCUGUCGGAGCUGCUCCUCUGGGGUCUUCCCCAACGAAAGAAUCCGCAAUAUCGGCAUCUCGGCUCACAUCGACUCGGGGAAGACCACCCUGACCGAGAGGGUCCUCUACUACACGGGCAGGAUAGCAGAGAUUCACGAGGUGAAAGGGAAGGAUGGUGUUGGAGCCACCAUGGACUCCAUGGAGCUGGAGAGGCAGAGAGGCAUCACCAUCCAGUCAGCAGCGACUUACACCAUGUGGAAGAACCACAACAUCAACAUCAUUGACACACCAGGUCACGUAGAUUUCACAAUCGAGGUGGAGCGAGCUUUGCGGGUGCUGGACGGAGCGGUGCUGGUUCUGUGUGCAGUGGGAGGCGUCCAGUGUCAGACCAUGACCGUCAACAGACAGAUGAAGCGUUACAAUGUCCCCUUCCUCACCUUCAUCAACAAGCUGGACCGAAUGGGAGCCAACCCGAGCCGGGCACUGCAGCAGAUGAGAUCUAAACUGAACCACAACGCAGCCUUCGUGAACAUCCCCAUGGGCCUGGAGGGGAACAUGCACGGCAUCAUCGACCUGAUAGAAGAGCGGAGCAUGUACUUUGAAGGACCGUUUGGUCAAAGCAUUCGCUACGACGAGAUCCCAGGAGAUUUCCGGGCAGAAGCUGCAGACCGCAGGCAGGAACUGGUGGAGAGUGUCGCCAACGCUGACGAAAUGCUGGGAGAAAUGUUCCUGGAGGAGAAAAUUCCUACCAAAGAGGACCUCAAGGCUGCGGUCCGCAGAGCCACAGUGCAGCGCCUGUUCAGCCCCGUGUUGGUCGGCACGGCGCUGAAGAACAAAGGCGUCCAGCCUCUGCUGGACGCCGUCCUGGAUUACCUGCCGAACCCCAGCGAAGUCAAGAACUACGCCAUCCUCAAUGAAGAGGAUUCAACAGAGAAGUCAAAGAUUGAAAUGGACCCAGUCAGAGACGCCUCAAAGCCUUACAUUGGCCUUGCCUUUAAACUGGAGGCCGGGAGGUUCGGUCAGCUGACCUACAUCCGCGUUUACCAGGGCUGCCUGAAGAAAGGAGAGAACAUCUACAACACGCGCACGGGCAAAAAAGUCCGAGUUCAGAGGCUGGUGCGCCUCCACGCCGAUCAGAUGGAGGACGUGGAUGAGGUUUACGCAGGAGACAUCUGCGCUCUGUUUGGGAUCGACUGUGCCAGCGGAGACACUUUCACAUCCAAGUCCAGCUCCAACCUCUCCAUGGAGUCCAUUCACGUCCCAGAGCCUGUCAUUUCCAUGGCAAUUAGGCCAUCAAAUAAGAACGACUUGGACAAAUUCUCUAAAGGCAUCAACCGUUUCACCAGAGAGGACCCCACUUUCAGAGUAACUUUUGACACCGAGAGCAAAGAAACCAUCAUCUCAGGGAUGGGCGAGCUGCACCUGGAGAUCUACUCCCAGAGGAUGGAGCGAGAAUACAGCUGUCCCUGUGUGAUGGGGAAACCAAAGGUGGCUUUCAGAGAGACGAUCACCAGUCCUGUGCCAUUUGACUUCACCCAUAAGAAGCAGAGCGGCGGCUCCGGGCAGUACGGUAAAGUCAUCGGGGUCCUGGAGCCCCUGGAGCCCGAACACUACACCAAGCUGGAGUUCGAAGAUCACACCGUCGGAACGAACGUCCCCAAGCAGUUUGUGCCGGCCGUGGAGAAGGGGUUCAGGGAGGCCUGUGAGAAGGGACCCCUCAGCGGACACAAGAUCACAGGAGUCAGAUUCCUUCUGGAGGACGGAGCCAAUCACAUGGUCGACUCCAAUGAAAUCUCCUUCAUUCGUGCAGGAGAGGGCGCUGUGAAACAAGCGAUGGAAAAGGCCAAAGCUGUGAUUCUGGAGCCAAUCAUGUCGGUGGAGAUCGUUGCGCCGCAGGAGUUUCAAGGAGUCGUCAUUUCUGGGGUGAACCGUCGCCACGGUGUGAUCACAGGCCAGGACGGAGGCGAGGGAUACUUCACUCUGUACGCUGAUAUUCCUCUGAACGACAUGUUUGGCUACUCCACAGAGCUGCGCUCCUGCACCGAGGGAAAAGGAGAGUACACCAUGGACUACAGCAGAUAUCAGCCCUGCCUGCCAGCAACACAAGAAGACCUCGUCAACAAAUACUUGGAGGCCACAGGACAGCUGCCUGCAAAAAAGAACAAAUGGAAGAACUGAGCUGCUCCCUCGCUAGUUUAUUGUUGGACUCCACAAUCGGCGAGGACAGUAUAGGAGUUCAAGGAGCCAAAAAAAAAAAAAAAAAAAAAGUUCAUAUUUUGAUGUUUUUUAUCCCCGUCAUCAUCCACUCUGUCUAAAUCUCAUGUGAAACAUAUUUAUGCUGUUUUGAGCUGAUCUCAACAUCUGGUCCUCAAACCUGAGUCGUUACUGAAGGCUGUUUUCACUCACUGGUUUUUGUACUGUGUACAGAAUGAUAUUGAUCUGAUAAUGACUGCAACAAAUACAUAUACAUAUGUCAUUUUGA